AUGGCCUUGAACACCUGCUCAGCACAAGUUUAUGCUCUGCCAGAAUCCAAAGUUCUGAAAUACUCGUCAUUUCUCCUCGCUUUAAUAUUAUCAGGUGGCUCUACCGUGAUAUUCUGGGGGUUUAGGCACGCCUCCAUGUGAAGCUGUCCAUUAAGUUGCUCGACGAAAUGGAUCUAGCCGUUCAGUCCAAACGGCCUCGUAGGUCAUCAUUUACACAACAUCUGCAACGCGUACUGCAUCUCGAUAAAGGAGGCAACAGCGAUAAUGUUCAAGCACGUGCAGGCUUAGAGACGAGACCAGUCUCCUACCAGCAAACCCACUCGAAGCGAAUGUCAGAUGAGCAAGAGUCUCAUAUCGCUACGAGGACGAAUGCUUGCGACUAUCAACCCCAUGCCCCUUUGAGCUCCAUCAAUGCCGCUCCACAUGAAACAGAGUCCCGAUUCUACACAACUCAGGACUUUGCUUCGGGAUCUUUAGAGCAUGCGGAUAAGUCACCUUUUACUAAAGAAGCCCUCGGGUCAAGUAAUGGCGGGAAUGUCACUUCGAAGAAGGACAGACGAGCAACAAUGCGCUUAGAGGCAGACCGGAUCGAGCUCGAGAAACGACUUCUGAAACUUGAACAAGCGGGAAAUGCCCAGGAUUCCACCGCUUUGCGAAGAGAAUCGCGUCGCCUUACAAAAAAACAGCCAUUAGGCAGUUCAAGUAGAACAUCGAGUGCCAGCGCCGACGACACUAAAUCAUAUUCACGCUUUUCCUCCGUUUUUUCAAGACGUACAUCACGGUCCCGAUCAAGCUCCAUGAACGGGGGCGACAAUGGCUCAUCGCGACGCCAGUCAAUCGGAACCGAGGUGACAACGAAGGAUGAAUCGCCGGUUGAGCCACGGCAUUGUACUGCAUCUCCUGUUCCCAUCACCCUACCGGUGCGUCUUGGCGCGGCGAUAUCUAAAGGAUUGGCUGUCACAAACAAUGCCUUGCUUUCACAUCCGAAGGAAUCAGCACAGUCUCAAGCACACCACUCCCACUCUGGCGCAACUUCGCUAGAUACCUCUGUUAGUGUAAAUGAUCAACCUACUCUUGGGGAUGGAGUAGCUUCCCAUGCAGGACAUGGAUCCAAUCCCCACGGCGAAACUGAUCCAAAAAAGGCUUCUUUGGUGGACUCGCAUAUCUCAUCUGACCUUGAUCGCGCUUCUUUCGCGGCAACUUUAAAGCUCGGUCGAGACUCAGAUAUCAUGCAAACGGAAGCCUCCCAUAAGCAAAACACCAAAGCUCGCCGAAAGCCUUCGACUACACCUGGUACCAACCACGGAGCCGACAUCUCAGAUAGCCAGCUCAUCACUCCUAGUCUACAUCCGAGUCUAAUGAGGAAUGCCCCCACACGAUCAUUGGCGGAGAACAUGCCUCAGAGACACUCCAAGAAAUUUACCUCAUCCCCCCUUGCAGGAGCUCCUACAGUCAAUGACCUUGAUUGCCAUUCUGUUGCCGCUUCAAUUGAAAGUACAAAACUCCGAGCACCCACAGCUGCUUCCGAUAAACGGACGUCCGGCACCAAAGGCUCGCAUGCCUUGUUUUCUUCUCACACUACAGAUAAACCGAAUGGACCAGGAACUGGGGCCCAUAGCUCUCCUCUCGAUAUCACCAAUCAAAAGAAAAACACUAACUCAUUUUCAUCAUCUCAUUUACUGGAAUCGUCAAGCAGUGGCGGCAGACCAUCCUUGGACUCAGGUGAAAUUGCCACUUCAUCCCACGCAAAAAAGGGUUCUAUGUCGACCUUAAACAACCAUAAAACCAAAUUACCAAAUCAAUCUAUAGGUUCCCCCUUGAGAAAAGAAUCACAGCGCUGGCAUUUCCCAGGAUAUGUCGGACAGGGUGAACGCGCAGCGACUGAGCCUGCUUCAGAGAAGGCCAGACCUCGGGCAAUUCAGGGACACACGAAGGCUGAAGGCCAUCCGGAGUUGAAAUGUGUCAAUGCAGAACAGAAUUCGCCAAGCCGUGACACAAAGAUGUCAAAUCUUUCAUUAUCAACCAGUGUGUCCCAAGACCAAGGUUCAGAGGAAUACAACACGGCAGAUGAAGCCGUAUCAGUCCCGUCUCCGUCGCGAGACGAAGACGCCCCGGCUCAACGACCAGUGGAUUAUUUUUCAGCCAGAACCCUUCGUGGAUCUGCUCAGGGUUCUCUAGAGAAAAAGAGCCCAAUGAAUGUGCUAUCCAGUGCAGUUCUUCCACGAUCUCAGGGGCCGUCUAAUCAGGCAAAAUACCCGGUUUAUGGACAAUCAGUUGCAAAGCUGUUUGUUAUCUGUUGUCACUGCAAGUCAUGGCACGAUAUGCCGUCGGAAGUGUAUAGGAAACUAGCUUUCUCUGCUGUCUCCCAUGCAUCCACGGACCGUUCUUUUGCCUCCUCGGGAAGCCAGAUCACUCGUUCCAAUAGUCGGCACCUCUCUAAAAAGUCAACGAAUGCCCAGGGUCGAUCUUCAAGGAAUACCGAGAGCUCCAGUCAAAAGAAGCCGGAAUCGGCGUCUGCUAUGCCCCCGCCAUUUUUGGCUGUGAAAUGUUGUUGGUGCGAGCAUCGUAUCAGUAAGACAUGCUGCCAGGCAUGGACCACUGCUGUUCAUCUGUGCGAAAAACAAUCUUAGAGGUCGGAUGCGAGGGUAGAAGCUCGGGUUGACACGAUAGUACUUGUUGUAUGUAGCCUCGGUGUUCGUGGAUGUUGGGUAUCGAUUGACCCAAGGGCAGGGUAUUCUCAUUGCAAACAUAGCAGUUCAUUAUUUCGAGGAUCUGGCUAUCCCAUGCUGCUACCUUGAGCUUGGGGCUGUAUACAUUUUUAAUGACCAUAAGCACGCGGAAAUUGUCUAUCCAGGUCAAGCAACCG
Aspergillus steynii IBT 23096 is the source of this 2866-nucleotide messenger RNA. RefSeq lists its product as uncharacterized. The transcript has 2 exons. Bases 168 to 2630 code for a protein of 820 amino acids. Lineage: Eukaryota; Fungi; Ascomycota; Eurotiomycetes; Eurotiales; Aspergillaceae. The record is from RefSeq and is a predicted model, not a curated record.